Alosa alosa (allis shad) is the source of this 598-nucleotide messenger RNA. RefSeq names its product antimicrobial peptide NK-lysin-like. NCBI's taxonomy places the organism in Eukaryota, Metazoa, Chordata, Actinopteri, Clupeiformes, Clupeidae. The coding region runs from base 1 to 381 and encodes 126 amino acids. The record is from RefSeq and is a predicted model, not a curated record. The transcript is spliced from 5 exons. Gene Ontology annotation, biological process: lipid metabolic process; defense response to bacterium.
AUGAAAAUCACCUCUGUCAUUCUGGGUUCUGUCUUCAUAUGUUCAGUUGUGGCAUAUGACUGGGAGGGUCUUGACUAUGAGGACAACAGCUUUGAAGUGGUCAAGGGUGAGGAAAAGGCACAGUUACCUGGUAUGUGCUGGGGAUGCAAGUGGAUCUUAAACAAGGUCAAGAAAUCCAUCUCUAACGGCACCACACAGGAUGAGAUUCAAAGGAAACUAAAGGCUGCUUGUGACAAAAUAGGGUUCCUCAAGUCUGCCUGUAAGGGUUUUGUUAAAAAAUACAGGACUCUGCUGAUAGAGGAGCUCUCCACCACCGAUGACGUGAGGACCAUCUGUGUCAAUGUCAAGGCCUGCAAGCCAAAGGAACUCAUCUACAUGUGAGACACAAAAGGGAGGACAACUUGGGAACCCCGGAAGACUCCAUUUCAAUUGUUAACAAUUAUUGUCCAGUGUAUUUCAUUAUCUGCAGUUGUUAAGGACAUCAUCAGCAUUUUAAAAACAAGUUGGAUUCAAAUAAACUUUGUUUGCUUAUAUUUAUAUAUUAAAUUAAGCUAUAAUGUGGUACAAUGACUUUACAGAGAUUAUGAGAAAUGUUACA